This is a messenger RNA of Centropristis striata (black sea bass), 2218 nucleotides long. It is a transcript of the gene samd14, whose product is annotated as sterile alpha motif domain containing 14. The transcript is spliced from 10 exons. Lineage: Eukaryota; Metazoa; Chordata; Actinopteri; Perciformes; Serranidae. Gene Ontology annotation, cellular component: cytoplasm; actin cytoskeleton; postsynaptic density. The record is from RefSeq and is a predicted model, not a curated record. Gene Ontology annotation, molecular function: actin filament binding. The coding region runs from base 636 to 1880 and encodes 414 amino acids. Gene Ontology annotation, biological process: calcium-mediated signaling; actin filament organization; neuron projection development.
GAUAUGAAAGGACUAGUUGUUACAAUCCUUAGUGUUUGCACCACUACUGAUUCCAUGCAGAGUUCUUGAAGAUAGCUGCCAUAAGACUAACCAUCAAUCCCCAGACCCGUCACAGGGUGUUUCAGGUCCAUCACAGGUCCAUCACAGGUCCAUAGAUCCAUAAAUCCACAGAUCCAUUAUCGAUCCACAGUUAAUAGACGUGACGAACACUCCAAAGGAAUCAGGGAACACGAACAUAUAAUCAGUGCUGGAAUGUAACCAAGUACAUUUACUCAAGUACUUUACUUAAGUACAAUUUUGAGGUACUUGUACUUUACUUGAGUAUUUCCAUUUUCUGUAACUUUAUUUUACUUUUACUCCACUACAUUUAUCUGACAGCUUUAGUUACUCUUUUAGGAGAUUUAACAUAAAAAUGUGAUCAAUUUAAAGUUAUAAGACAUUUUUUAUUAAUGAAACCUCAUAACAGUUCAUUAAGUUAUCAAAAUGAGUCAUAUCUUUACAUAAAUCAAUAAUAUAAAUUCAUAACCUGAACCUGAGAUGUUACGUUAAAAUCAUUCAUGAACAGACUUUCUCGUUAUUUACACUGAGUAUAAACACAGAAUCCUGUCUGUGUUCUGAACAGAAACUGCUAAGUCAUGUCUGCCGGCCUCGAUGACACGGACAGCGUGUUCGACCUGAACGAGGUCCCAGAGACUGAGCUGCUGGAUAACAGCAUUCAGAAGGGUCGCGCCCAGCUGUCCGUCAAGGCCCGCAGGUCCCGCCCCUCCAGGUCCCGCUACAGAGACAGUGUGAGCUCCACGGAGGGGGACGAGGGUCUGGAGAGGAAGGACAGCCCGUUACACUCGGCCCGCUCACCUCUCCAUCACGCCAUGCGAGGCUCCUCCCCCUCUCCUGAUUCGCUGCUGUCUGCCCGUAGCCCCGCCUUCUCCUUCGACACGCCGCUGGUGCGGCGAUCCCCGGAGGACGAAGGCGCCUCAUUGGCCACUCCGCCGCGGGGGCGGUACCGCCAGCUGACCAACGCCACGUCUCAGGAGGCACUGGUCACGCCUAGCAGCUCGCCGUCCAGGUCCUGCCCCACCCCUGACUGCUCCAGGGUCUACAUGAGGAGGAGCAGGAGGCCUGACAGCGAAGUGUUGGUCUCUGACUCCAGUCGGGACACGAGUCCAGCUGAUCCUGGCAGUCCGACCGUCGUGUUCGACAAGAAAACCAAGAGACGAUUCCUGGACCUCGGUGUGACUCUGCGGCGUUCCUACAUCAGAGUGAGGAAGGAGAAGUCCAACCGUCUGUCUGUGGGCAGCAGAGAGCCGUCCCAGAGUCCGUCUCGGUCUUCGGGGUCGUUCGUCUCGUUCUCCUGGUUCACUGAAGGACGGGGUCUGUCCUCCGGGACUCCCCCUGGCUCCCCCAAAGCCCCCCCGCUGGGCUCGCCGAGACCCCGCAAGUCUCACUCUCAGGAGUCGGCUCUCAGCGAGGAGUUCUCUCCUCCUCACUCCUCCUCGACCUCUCCUCCCAUCGACUCCUCCUCCAGAUCCUCUCAUCCAUAUCACACCCUAUCCCAGUCCUCAGACGAGCCCGUGGAGGACCCGUCCUGUCUCGUGUCCUCCUGGUCCAGUCAGCAGGUCUGUGAUUGGCUGCAAGGAUUGAACAUGGGUCAGUAUGUCUCUGAGUUCAGAGUGAGGGACGUGGAUGGACAGCAGCUGCUACAGCUGGACGGGUCCAAGCUGAAGGCUCUGGGCGUCCUCAGCUCGUCAGACCGUGGCGCUCUGAAGAGACGCAUCAAAGAUUUUCACUCUGCAGCCGAGAAGGAGAGGAAAGCUCUGGACAAGAUGGAGAGACAGAAAGAGAAACAACGGAGGAGAGACACCGAGCAGCGCAGGACCUGAAGACAGCCACCGAGGGGACAGAGGGACAGAGGACAAUCUCCAGAGGGACAGAGACAAGAGGGAGAACAACAAUGAAAAAACUAAGAAAGGACAAUAAACAUUGCAGGAACUGAGGACAACCACCAGGGGGGGACAGAGAGAGAGAGACAAGGAGACACAGAGAGGACCGAGGGACAGACAACGGAGAAAAGACAACAAACAGUGCAGGAACUGAGGACAACCAGGGGAGAAGAAAGGGGGACACACAGGGUCAGAAGGGGACAGAGAGAGACAAAAGGGGACACAGAGGGACAGAGGGGGACACAGGGGGACACAGAGGGACACAGGGGGACACAGGG